AUGUCGACGACAAAGCAACCUACUCGCCCGCGCCGCAUCGACGAUGCCCUCUCCCAGCUGGUCGACUCCCUGACCCCCACCCUCCCCCUCGCCUCGGUGAACUACGACAACUAUUCCGACGAAGAAGAGGCCAUCGCCGCCGCCGAAUCACAUCGUCAUGAUGCCCAGCUCGAUCGUGCCUGGCGUAUAAUAGAUACAUACCCGGCUGCCGGCUCUGCAGAUCCUGGCUCGCCAGCAGGCCUAGGAGGGCGUCGCGGUAGUUUAGCGGCAAUGGAAAGCGUGAACAACGCGCCGGACCUGAUCAAGCGCAAACUUCGACGCGAAAAUUCCAGCCCGGACAAAGCAGUCCGCUUCUCGAAUCUGUAUUCUCGUCUCCUGACGCAGCCAGUGCUCUCGCAGAAAUGGGGCAUCUUGUACCUCCUCUACAAGCUGUCGGAGAAGGACGGGGUUGGUGCGGAGGGCGGCGAGCGAAGUCGCAGUCCGUCGAUGGAUGAUGGGAAUCUGCAAAAUAUGCUCGGACGAGAGGGUUCGCGACCACGACGUGGUACACAUUCACGCGCUUUCGAGUCCGAAGACGAGGGACCUGCAGUGAGUUCAUCUGCAUCGCAGAAGAUUCCACUGUCCAAACCUGAGCGACCGAACUCAUUCGUGGAGCGAGAGUCUGCAGACUAUUCUGCACGACCCUCCAAUCGUGAGGUCGACGAGCGGGCAGGCGCGGCAUCGCCUACUAUGACGCCUAGCUCUCCUCAAGCGCACUCGAAAGAAUCAGUCGAGCGUGGACUUUUGCGAGAUCUCCCAUUCAAUCUGCAGGGGUUGUCUUCAUCCAAUCUUCAAUUUCAGUCUGCGUCUGUCUUAAAGCUUCCGCAAAACCUCCCUUCGCCGAUUAUCUCUCUUUUACACUCCCUAGCCGAGCCGUGUCUUCUUUAUAAAGGGCUUUCGGAGUUUUGCGAGGGUACCAACGAAGGGCUGAUUCACCAGAGCUUAAGAGCGGCUAUUUCCAAGGAGAUACACUCCUACCUGGGCUUGGUCGCCACGCUAGAAGCUGAAAUCAGACAGGCGUUGGCUGCCAUUGGAGAUGGAACUCAGUCUCUGGGUGUAAGAAAAAGUGGUGUUACGUUGAAACGAUGUAUGAUCUGGACUCGAGAUGCGACAAUGGCUCUUCGGUUGAUGAGCUUAAUUGUGGAAGAAUCUCGCGAUAAAAAGGGAGGUCAGUUGAUUUCUUUGAUUCACGGAUUCUCAACAUCACACGGAGAUCCCUUCGUGGGUGCCUUUGCCGAGAAACUUUUGGCCCACGUCACCCGCCCUUUCUACGAUAUGCUUCAACUAUGGAUCUAUGACGGCGAGCUGUCCGAUCCAUAUAAAGAAUUUUUUGUUGAUGAGCCUGAGUUCCGACCCAGUACCGACUCACGGGGGAUCGCGACAAGUGUCUGGGAACACAAGUAUAAGCUAGUCGACAGGCUCAUCCCUUCAAUCGUGACCCGUGAGUUUGCGGAAAAGGUCUUCCUCAUCGGAAAAUCAUUGAACUUCAUCCGAACCGGGUGUGAGGACUCUGCAUGGGUGGAGGCAUACUCGAAAGAAGCCUUCAAAGAGCUGAAGUAUGGCGACACGGAUACUUUGGAAUCAUCGAUUGACAAGGCCUAUAAAACCACCAUGGCACGGCUCAUCCACCUAAUGGACGACAAGUUCAAGCUAUUCGAUCACUUGCGAGCGUUGAAGAAAUACCUACUUUUGGGACAGGGUGACUUCAUUGCUUUACUUAUGGAGUCAUUAUCAUCGAACCUCGAUCGUCCUGCCAACUCGCAAUACCGGCAUACACUCACUGCGCAGCUUGAACAUGCCAUUCGUGCUUCUAAUGCGCAGUACGACUCGGCAGACGUGCUUCGCCGACUGGAUGCUCGAAUGCUGGAGCUCAGCCAUGGCGAGAUUGGCUGGGACUGUUUCACUCUGGAAUACAAAAUCGAUGCCCCGGUAGACGUUGUCAUCACACCUUGGGGAUCGAGACAGUAUCUCAAAGUUUUUAACUUUUUGUGGCGGGUGAAGCGCGUUGAGUUUGCUUUGGGGAGUACCUGGCGCCGAUGUAUGACCGGUGCGCGAGGCGUACUAGGGAAUGUGGAGGACACACUCGGGGCAGACUGGAAGCGUGCGAGGUGUGUCAUUGCUGAGAUGAUACACUUUGUCUGUCAGCUCCAAUAUUAUAUUCUCUUCGAAGUGAUCGAGUCCAGCUGGGAUCAGCUGCAGACCGAGAUGUCAAAAACAGACUGCACCCUCGGCGACUUGAUCGAUGCACACAACAAAUACCUCAACUCCAUCACGCACAAGGGAUUGUUAGGCUCCACCUCAACCUCCCGAUAUGGCUCCUCAACCUCGGCAUCGGCCAAACAGCCCGAAGAAAGUUUCCUCACCCAGCUCCACCAAAUUCUCAAGAUCAUGCUCGCAUACAAAGAUGCCGUGGACGGUCUAUAUUCGUUCUCAGUUGCAGAGUUCACCCGUCGACAAGAGCUGAUAGCUAAGAUCGAGACUCGCACUGCUCAAGGCCACUGGGGCGUCACUGAAAGCGAUGUUCGUCCACGCCGAGCAAACAGCCGCGGUGGAACGUCUAUCGCAUCGACUCCUGAUAUUCGCCCAGCCAGCGCAGGCGUCGAUGGUAUCGACACGCCCUAUUCCCUCGAUGGACCAGAAAUGAACGAUGACCAGAUGCUUCCCACGCUCCGUUCUCGACUCCGCGAUCUCUCUGCCGAAUUUAAAUCACGCCUGAACAUCCUACUCGGAGACCUUGCCUACCAACCGGACGUCGAUAUGCGAUUUUUGGGCGUCGUCAUGAACUUCAAUGACGUUUAUGAGCCAGUUCGAAGACGCAAACCGGCAUCUAGCUCUCGAGAUAAGGAGAAAGAGAAGGAACGCGAACGCGCGAAAAGGAAAGCAGCGACUGCCGCAGCAUCGGCAAAUACGGGGUCUGGCACAGAAUCCAGUGCGCCGAAAGAGGCUCGUCGGGAAUAG
Messenger RNA from Penicillium argentinense, 2997 nucleotides. RefSeq names its product tubulin gamma complex associated family protein. Gene Ontology annotation, molecular function: gamma-tubulin binding; microtubule minus-end binding. The record is from RefSeq and is a predicted model, not a curated record. Gene Ontology annotation, cellular component: centrosome; equatorial microtubule organizing center; mitotic spindle pole body. The coding region runs from base 1 to 2997 and encodes 998 amino acids. Gene Ontology annotation, biological process: mitotic cell cycle; spindle assembly; microtubule nucleation. The transcript has 3 exons. Lineage: Eukaryota; Fungi; Ascomycota; Eurotiomycetes; Eurotiales; Aspergillaceae.